AUGUUCCUGACCUUAAAAAUGGACUACAUUAUCUAUAAUGUUGUCUUCGCAAAAAUUAAUUUUAAUGUAACCGCUGCAGAUGCUCUAAAACCUAAGAGCAUCCGUAGCAGUAGCACUUCAAUUAGCAAUAAAUUGAGUGCUCAUAAGCCACAUCUGAGGUUUAAAUCAGUAAAAAUAUUGAGGUUAAAUGUUCUCGAGACUAUCAGCUUUGUAGUGAGCAUAAUUUUUAAAAAAAUAACAAAGAAAAACGAUUUAAAUGCUCGGCAAGUUUUUAAAAUGAGCAUCUAUUUCCAUGCUCAAGGUCAUAAAAAUCACGGAGCAUGUAAAUACAUGCUGUCGGAAAUGCUACUGCUGCAGAAGAUUUUUUUGAAAAGCAUUUACAAAAAGCACUUAAAUCGGGAAAAACUAAAUUUAAAUGCUACUGCUGCAGAUGCUCUAAGCGACAAGUAG
Messenger RNA from Phycomyces blakesleeanus NRRL 1555(-), 450 nucleotides. RefSeq lists its product as hypothetical. NCBI's taxonomy places the organism in Eukaryota, Fungi, Mucoromycota, Mucoromycetes, Mucorales, Phycomycetaceae. The transcript is spliced from 4 exons. Bases 1 to 450 code for a protein of 149 amino acids. The record is from RefSeq and is a predicted model, not a curated record.